Carassius carassius (crucian carp) is the source of this 1126-nucleotide messenger RNA. RefSeq lists its product as uncharacterized. The record is from RefSeq and is a predicted model, not a curated record. NCBI's taxonomy places the organism in Eukaryota, Metazoa, Chordata, Actinopteri, Cypriniformes, Cyprinidae. Bases 29 to 1015 code for a protein of 328 amino acids. The transcript is spliced from 4 exons.
AGAGGAGUCCCCAGUGCCUUUGUCUGAGAUGCCAGCUAGCUGUGGCUUCUCACUGAAGCGGGCACGCAGGGAUGUCUCUCUUGUUGCUCCAUACAGGGGCUGUCAUGUCAGACAACAGGGUGCAAGAUAUAUUUUGCCACUCAUUAUAAUGGGAGCUCCAGUGCAAGUGUCUUGCACUGUGAGCCGUCCCCUCCCUACUGUGUCCUGCUUUUCCUUUGGCAUGAUCGUCAAAUCUUGUGUCAGGGCAGAUGAUGUUAAAGUUAAAGUUGAUGGAUCAUGGCAGCCUCUGCUUCUGAAGUACACUCAAUGCUCACUUACAUUGGAGACCUCUGCUGGUUUGCUGUUUAUCACUGCACCAUUCACCGGAAGCUGUUGGGAAAUGACUGAUAAUGAAAGGCGACUCCCUUUGAUGUACGGUGACCAGGAAGUGAUUCAUUCCUGUCCUCUGGCACAGCCAACCAUAACCCCAACUGUAGCCCCAACCACACCGCUACGUGACCCAACUGUCUUGCAACAGAUGUUUGACCGUUUCCCUUCUGGAGGACCCUGGCGGUAUCCUCCAUACCCUGGUGUACCUGCUACUCUGCCUCCCACUGUGCCACCUACAGCUGCUCCUUUUCGAUAUCCUUUCCAGCAACCCAUGUACCCUCCCAAGUAUCCCAUGCCAAUAUUUGAUCCCUUUUACCCUAAAGGUGACCCAGCUGCUCCCCCAGCAGCACAACCACCACAAUAUCCCUGGUACCCAAAGCUGACUCCUUACAUGACUGGCUUCCACAGCCCAGUAGAAGUGACCACUCCUGCUACGACCACAACUGCCCCAUACCAGCCUGAACACCAGUAUCCAGGUUAUCCAAUGUACCCACCGUUCUACGGUCAACUACCCAUCAAGUCUGGGUCUCCAACUGUGAAAAACCCUGUCAUGCCUCCAUAUCCUAAGGCUUCAGGCUUUGGUCCCCGUGCCCGUAGGUUACGGUCUUCUCCUGCAUCAUCCUCCGUCUACGGGUCUCAUAGGUAACCACUUGACUGAGCAGAUGAGUGGACCCUGAAGUGGCAUUCCUCUUGACACCAGAAUGAACUGACCUCAAUAGCUUGCUUGGUGUAAGCCUAAUAAAGCUUUGAAUUAAAA